Messenger RNA from Triplophysa rosa, 5472 nucleotides. RefSeq names its product proline-rich protein 36-like. The coding region runs from base 1761 to 3581 and encodes 606 amino acids. The transcript has 2 exons. The record is from RefSeq and is a predicted model, not a curated record. NCBI's taxonomy places the organism in Eukaryota, Metazoa, Chordata, Actinopteri, Cypriniformes, Nemacheilidae.
UGCUUUUUGAUACGCUUCUUUCCAUCCCUCAGAGAUGAUUUUUACAAGACCAUCUUCACACAUUUAUUACCGCUCUGUUGAGCGCUUUCAAACAGUCCUGAUUCAUAAGCACCGCUGUACUUUGAUGCCACUGGAGAAAGUGAUAGACGCAUUUGAAAGGAAUCUAUUUGGCACUUCAGCUCUUUUGUCAGUCUUUUCCCACAGAGAAAAAACAACAACAGAGGACAGGUUUUCUUUGUAUUUCCUUUCUCAUGUUCUCCACCCUUAGUUCUUUCUCUUUCGACCUUUUUUGCUGUGUCCAGGGGAAUCAUUACGGUUUUGCUGAAUAUUUUAUACACCUCAAUCCUGUCUUUUUAUUCACCUGACAAAUGCCAUCCCUUACCUGCCAAAGGCUUCCGGAAAUAAAAUACAUGCUGCUGUGGAUACACCUGGAAGUCGGCCCAUCAGUCUGUUUAAACAAGUAUUGCUGUCAUCUCUUGAGUGCAUGAAACACGUAUUUUAUUGCUUUACCCCAUGAAAUUAAUUAGUGUUCUUAUUAUUACCUUCCAUUUCGUCUUCUUUCCUCUGCUGUCCUAUCUUUCCCUCACAUCCCCUUCUCUUUUCUCCACCCAUACACUGUAAAAAAAUAAUUGUCGGUUUUAGUUGUUUCAACUUAUUUUUAUUUGUAGACACAACAUUUUUUUUAUAAAUUGUUGAGACAACAAGAAAAUGUAAGUUUCUUGGUUCUUAACUAGGGUGAAAGUUGAAUUAACGAGCACAAUUGUUGUUUAAACUAAAAAAAAAAUGCUUCUUGAAACAAUCGCAUCAUAUAAGUAUCGCGAGAUUGAAGCAGAUCAAGGAUCUCCUGCACGUCUCUCAGUUUCCCGCCUUGGUGACCCUGACAGACAUUCUUCUCUCUGCAUUAACGAUGAGUUUUUAAUUAGUAUUAUUUCACAAUGGUUUUAACUAUAUUGUAAACUAAUCUUACCACCCCGCGCGUUUACUAGGCUAGUAGCUUGCCGUGUUUGCUCAGCUCAGUCAGCCAAAAUGUUUAUGAUAUCCAAUCAAAUCAAAGAAGGUGGGAGUUGCUGUUUACAGAAGUUUGAGGAAAUUCUGUUAAUGGUAAACAAGUGCAACCUACGAUGUAAUUAGCAACGCAUUUAACUUGUUUUACAAUAGAAAUGUUCAGCAACUUCCAUAAAUACAGUUAAUUAUUGUUCCCUUUCUGUCGGUCUCUCGACGUUGUGUCGAGCCUACAGAUGGGGUUCGCUCUUGAGAAUCUAUCAACUUCUGACUAGUUUAGAAAAGGCCAAUGAAAUUGGUGAAUGAAAUUUGCAUGCCGGACUCCGCCCCCGGAUAUCCGGGUAUAAAAGGGAGACGGCGUGCUGCAUUCAUUCACCUUUUGUUCUUCGGAGCCUUCACAGUGAUUGACUUCGAGACUUCAAUCUCUAUGCCGAAUUACUGCUGGAAUCUUAUGACGUGGUGCAGCGGAUGGUCCCUUCCUGCAGCGACUUCCCCUGGGCGUCUCGGCAGUUUCAGAAGUAUUCAAGUUUUUUUCUCUAAAAGAGCAAAUCUCUCCAGCGUGGCAUGUCCCGCUGUUCUCAUGGGUGCAACACACUCAUUGAGGAGGGGGACGGACAUGAUGUCUGCUUCCAGUACGCUGGGGCAGACGUUGUGGAUACGUCCUGCCUGCACUGCGGGCGGUUGACGAUUCAGAUGUUGCAUCACAGGUGGCUGUGUUCCCACGGGACUCAGCCACCACCUCGUCUGCUCCCCGUUCCAUGACGGCAGGACUACGCCCUCCGGCUCUGGCGCCCCCCACUCAGGCAGCCCCCCCGGAAGAGACACCGAAGAGGAGACCAUCGCCCCAUCAGCAGCCGCGGCGAAAGCGGCCCUCAUGGGAAGACCCCAGGGAGAUCGAGAAUAACAUCAGGCCCGACCCCAGCCACUCCAUCGCUGGGGGAUCGGAGAGGGACGGUUCCUACCCCGUCUCACCACCUGCUGGCCCCCUCCGGGGGGCUAGCGCCCACUUACUCACAAAGAGAGCUUCCUCUCUCUCUGGGUCAUUACAGCCGCUCCCACUCUCGGCACGACGAUGGCGAAGCACAACGUUGAGUAUAAACACCAGCCCUCAGCAUUCUCAAUCAGACAGUGCGUUGAGCUGCGCAAUCGCCAGGCAGGAAAAACAGCAGAGCCAAUCUCCUCCCCGGGGGCCCUCCCCCGGCAAGGGAUCCGUAUUGCUGGCCAUCGAACCACCCCCCACGGGCGAUGAAGCAGAUCAACCCCCUAGUCCCCCUGUCUCGGUUCCUGGGAGCUUGGCUCAGCUUCCCAGGCCGUCAGGCUGGCUAGGGAGGACGAUCCGUCUCGGCUACGCGAUCCAGUUCGCCAGACGCCCUCCCAAGUUCGGGGCAUCCUCUCUACCUCAGUCAGAGGUGGGGAUGCGCCCGUGCUUUGGGCCGAGGUUGCCACCCUUCUGGCGAAGGGAGCGAUCGAGCCCGUCCUACCAGUCGAGAUGUUCAACGGGUUUUACAGCCCGUACUUCAUUGUCCCAAGAAAGGCGGGGGGCUGCCCCCCAUCCUAGAUCUGCGUGCCCUGAACAAGCACCUACACAAGCUGCCGUUCAGGAGGAUCACGCAGAAGCGCAUCCUGACGUCUGUCAGAUGUCAGGACUGGUUCGUGGCAAUCGACCUGAAGGACGCGUACUUUCAUGUCUCGAUCCUCCCUCGACAUCGGCUGUUCCUACAGUUCGCUUUCGAGGGGCGGGCAUGUCAGUACAGGGUCCUCCCCUUCGGUCUGUCCCUGUCUCCACGUGUCUUCACGAAGAUCGUGGAAGCCGCCCUCCUUCCCCUCAGGGAAAGAGGUGUGCAGAUACUGAACUAUCUCAACGACUGGCUCAUCUUGGCACACUCGCGAGAUCUGUUGUGUACACACAGGGACCUGGUGCUCGGUUGGGGCUACAGGUCAACUGGGAAAAGAGCAAGCUCUCCCCCGUGCAGAGCAUCCUCUUUCUCGGUAUGGAACUCGACUCGGUCUCCAUGACAGCGCGACUGACUACAGAGCGCGCCCAGUCAGUGUUGAACUGCCUGAAGGUUCUCAGGCAGUCAGCGGUGCCCCUGAAACAAUUUCAGAGGCUCCUCGUAUACAUGGCAUCCUCGGUGGGGGUGGUCCCCCUCGGGUUGAUGCACAUGCGACCGCUCCAACACUGGCUGCAGAGUCGGGUUCCUUGGAGAGCGUGGCACACCGGCAGCAGGCGUAUGGUCAUCACGCCUGUCUGCCGAUGCACCCUGACCCCCUGGUCUUCCAUGACCUUUUUGCGGACAGGAGUCCCCCUAGGGCAGGUGUCAAGGCACGUCGUGGUGACGACGGAUGCCUCCCUGCAGGGUUGGGGUGCAACGGGCAUGCAGUGUCGGGGCGGUGGACGGGCCCCCGCCUGCGUUGGGGGGACAUCCGGGGAGGAGCCCGGCAUGCAAAUUUCAUUCGCCAAUUUUCAUUGGCCUUUUCUAAAUACUCAGAAGAUGAUAGGUUCUCAAGACAAAGCCCAUUCUGUCGGUUCGACACAACGUCUCGUUCCCUCCAUCAGGGAACCGAGGUUACAUCCGUAACCAAGACGUUUUCUUUUAUUGCACUUAUGCUUUUUGUUGUCCUUAUGUUGUUCCAAUUGCUUCCAUUGUUUCCCUCAUCUGUAAGUCGCUUUGGAUAAAAGCUUCUGCUAAAUGAUUAAAUGUAAUGUAAAUGUAUUAUUUUGAAGAAAAUAGACCCUCUGUUCUAUGGAUUCUGGAUGACAGUUGAAUGAAGAGGACAUGCAAUCUCUGCUCUCGUAGUUCAUCAAAUCAGUGUAUAAUAACAAGGCAUUAUACAUCAAAGUCACUACAACAAGUUGUGUCCCUUACCUUGUUUUUAUGCCGACUGAAGGCAAAUUGACUUGAAAAAUCAUUUAUUUAGGCAGCAUGGGACAUCACAAGAUUCAUUAUCGCUAUUAGUCCGUGUCUACACCGGAUGCGGUGCGAUGCGACAAGAGACAAUAGAACGUAUUAGAACCCAUUAUACUUUUAAAUUUUGUCCACACCGGACGUGGCGCGGUGCAACGCAACAAUCCCAUUAGAACAAGUCGUGUGUCACGUCGCGUCAUGUCCGGUGUAGACAUGGUGUUACUCUGUCUUUCUCAUUUUAAUUUUGUAAUGGUUUUUGAGUUUGUCAUUUUUGUUUUUUAGAUUGUUGCUGAAUUCAGCCAGCUGAUGUCCGCUGACCUCAUGAGGUCCUUUUAUAGUGGCCUAGAUGUACAUUUGCCAAACAAAAUCCUACUGUGGCUUGAUGCUAAUCCAACUGAUAAAAUGAUUUUCUUAGAGGCAUUCACAUGGAUAUUUUGAUUGUAAGUGAGGAGCUACGCGAAGACGUCUUUCCAAAGGAAAUAAAUGAAAUCUCGCCAAUUCUUGAAGAAUGUCAGGUUCUUACUGAUAUCUCGGAUGUCCCCAAGGCUUUUGGACUCCUGAUGGGUUUACUUUAUGCUGUGAACAUUGACUACCCCAAACACCCCAAAAGUAAGCCUUUGAGGCUAUGCAAAAACACAUAAUGAACAUUGGAGGAAGCAGCUGGUCUUCAUGUGUGCAUGGUCUCUGCAACAAGUUGCUACCUAAAAGUAACUUUUUUAAGAGAAGUUUCUGGGUUUUGUAUACCUUUUGCAAAUGUUGUAAUGUUGGGUCAUGUUUGUUUACACAUCUCAUGUGAACGAGUUUAUUUAAAUAGACACAAUCUCCUAAGAAUAUUAUACAGUAAUUACAUGUUGUAAUUCAUAUUUUAAUACAGUUUGAUGUGCUAGUUUUUCUUCACUGUAAAAAAAAACAAAUUUUGAAGUGCAACCAAAUUGAUUUUACAAGGCAGUUGAAAUGGAAAGUAAACAGUAAAAUAAGUUUGUUAUGUAAUAUAAUAGUAAAAUAUCAGAUUGAAAUGACUUGUAAAGUCAGUUUGAUUGCAAAAAUGUUGUGCCGAUGAAGUUAACACAAUGCAAAAAUGUUUGUCAUCUUAACAAAAAAAUGUAAGGCAGUGGGGUACAAAUGUGCUUAAGUUGACUCAUUGAUAAGUUAAAAUAACAAAUACAUUUGUUGUCUGAACUAGAAAAUAAUACUUAAGUCAACUAGGAAAAAUAAUUAAAAGGACUAAUUUUAAAAGGUUGACUCUACUUUGAAGGUAAGUUAAUACAACAAGAAAUUUAUAGUCAACUUAACAAAACAUUUUAAGGCAGCGGGGUAACAAUGUUUUUUGUGUUGACUCAACAAAUUGUUUUUUACAGUGUAUUAAUCCAACCGAAAGCAGUUCUGACAAUAGUAGUACUGAAAACACAGAGUUAUUGAAUACCUAAAUCUAGUCAGUCAGACGAAAUUCUGUGUUUUUCAGCUGAAUGUCUUCAUAUUUAAUUUAAGUGUGUGGUAAUGUUUUUCUCUACAGGUGUGAGCUUUUCUAAAGCAUUGCCUACGGGUAGUGUGCUCUCAAAAUAAA